Molecule: messenger RNA, 4283 nt
Organism: Rhinolophus ferrumequinum (greater horseshoe bat)
Lineage: Eukaryota; Metazoa; Chordata; Mammalia; Chiroptera; Rhinolophidae
Gene: PARS2
Product: prolyl-tRNA synthetase 2, mitochondrial
Exons: 2
Coding region: 256-1830 (524 amino acids)
Biological process (GO): prolyl-tRNA aminoacylation
Cellular component (GO): mitochondrion; cytoplasm
Molecular function (GO): ATP binding; proline-tRNA ligase activity
Source: RefSeq, a predicted model, not a curated record
AGAAACAAGGGAUCGUCAGCUGCAGUUGUCUCUGGGCCGAGAUUUGUAGUUGCUUUCCUUUCCUUUUUGUUUCUGUUUUUCCCCAGUUUUCUUUAAUAACAAUAGCAAACAUCAAUUGAGCUCAUAGAAUGUGCCAGCUAUUGUUCUGAUAACUUUUUAUAACUCUUCUAAAUUCCUACAGUAAACCUACAGGGUAGAUCCUACUGUAUUACCAUUUAAGAGAAGAAGAAACUGAGCACAGAGGGGUUAAGUCACAUGUCCCAAGCUACACAGGGCGCCAUCAGCGGGACGCUCAGCUGGAAUCCAGGCCGCCUGGUUCCAGAGUGCAGGGUGCAGUCGCCACCCAUUCACGUCUCUCCGCAGAGUGCUGUUAUAUUUUUUUGCACAAGUGCUUCUCUGUGCCGGGGUGUCAUGGAAGGGCUGCUGACAAGAUUCAGAGCACUGGCCACCUGCAGCCACCAGCUCUCCAGGAAUGUUUCCUGCAGGUUUCACCACUGUGCCCCAGGGAGAGGGAAGCGCGUGGUGAUGUCCCGAGUGUUCCAGCCCCAGAACCUUCGGGAAGACCAGGUGCUCUCCCUGGAGGACAGAUCUGGUGACCUGACCUGUAAGAGCCAGCGGCUGAUGCUGCAGGUCGGCCUGAUCCACCCCGCCAGCUCUGGCUGUUACCACCUCCUGCCGUACACCGUCCGUGCCAUGGAGAAGCUGGUGCGGGUCAUAGACCAGGAGAUGCAGGGCAUUGGGGGGCAGAAGGUCAACAUGCCCAGUCUCAGCCCGGCAGAGCUCUGGCGAGCCACCAACCGGUGGGACUUGAUGGGCAAGGAGCUGCUACGACUUAGAGACAGACACGGCAAGGAAUACUGCUUAGGCCCAACUCACGAGGAAGCCAUCACAGCGAUGGUCGCCUCCCAGAAGACACUGUCCUACAAGCAGCUUCCGUUCCUGCUGUACCAGGUGACAAGGAAGUUUCGGGAUGAGCCCAGGCCCCGCUUUGGUCUUCUCCGUGGCCGAGAGUUUUACAUGAAGGACAUGUACACCUUUGACUGCUCCCCAGAGGCCGCCCGGCAGACCUACAGCCUGGUGUGUGAGGCCUAUGACAGCCUGUUUGACCGGCUGGGGCUGCGCUGUGUCAAGGUCCAGGCCGACGUGGGUAGCAUCGGGGGCACGAUGUCUCAUGAGUUCCAGCUGCCCGUGGAUGUCGGAGAGGACCGGUUUGUAGUCUGUCACAGCUGCAGCUUCUCAGCCAACCUGGAGACACUAGACUUGUCACAAAAGAACUGCCCUGCUUGCCAGGGACCACUGACCGAAACCAAAGGCAUCGAGGUGGGGCACACGUUUUACCUGGGCACCAAGUACUCCUCCGUUUUCAAUGCCCAGUUUAUCAACGUCCACGGCAAACCGUCCCUGGCUGAAAUGGGGUGCUAUGGCUUGGGGGUGACGCGGAUCUUGGCGGCUGCCAUCGAGGUGCUCUCCACAGAAGACUGCAUUCGCUGGCCCGGCCUUCUGGCCCCUUACCAAGUCUGCCUCAUCCCCCCAAAGAAGGGCAGUAGGGAGGAGGUGGCCGUGGAGCUCACAGGGCACCUGUACGACCACAUCACAGAGGCGGUGCCACAGCUGCGAGGGGAUAUCCUGCUGGACGACAGGACCCACCUGACCAUUGGAAACAGACUGAAGGACGCCAACAAAUUUGGCUACCCCUUUGUGAUCAUCGCUGGCAAGAGGGCCCUGGAGGACCCCGCCCACUUUGAGGUUUGGUGCCAGAACACUGGGGAGGUGGUCUUCCUCACCACAGAAGGAGUCGUGGAAUUACUGAGCCAAGUACAGGUUGUCUAGAUGCCCCCAGCCCACCCCUGUCCCAUCUCUCAGCCUUGGAGUUCAUUCUAACGCUGCCUUUUCCUUUGCUCCUUUCUGGGCCUCAUCUCUGCAGAAACAGGGAAGCUCAUGGAAGGUGAGAAUAUGGUAGGGAAACCGAUUUUUACCCAGUAGUUUGUUCAAACUAUUUGUAUUUAAAGUCGUUAACUUGGCCCCUUUCUCUGGACCCGCCAUACUGCCAUAUACCAUUCCUCUUAUAUUCCGGUGUGGAAGCUUUUGGUAGGAGGCAGAGAGGCAAGAAAGAGCAGAGUUCUCGUCUUGGCCCUCGGGAGAGUCACUUCCCUUCUCUCAGCUGAGUUUUCCAUGUGUAGCAUGGGAGUGGCUGAUGGCCAGGGCCCUUCCAGCUCCGACAGCCUGGCCACAAGCCACUCGCUGCAUACGGCCUGGGAGCAGGCUCACCAGCCUCCUCCACUUGGACAUGUUGUCUCCCCUGCCGGGGCCUGUUUACCCACCUGUGACAUGAGAAGAUGGAACUAGAUCUGUAGAUUUCUUAAGAGACGUCUGUCACGGGCUGGUUCCAUGAGCAGUUCAUGGUUCCUCGGAUCCUCCUUAGUCUAAGCUACACAGAAAGUUGAAAUAAUCAGCUAAUGGCCCCCAAUCCACCCCCCAAGACCUGGCUCUAUUUCGGUGGCUUUGCGCUGAGAUUGUGUUGGAUCAAUUGAAUAAAGUCAAACUAUUGGGACGAGCUUUGCAUGUUCAUUUGAAACAACGGUGACACCUGCCAUCUAAAUAGUGUAGUGACUUCCAGUCUUGAGACUUUCUUUUCUACCAUUUCUACACUCCACUCGGGAAAAAAAAAUGGGUGGCUGGGAAAGUGUCCUAAACAUUUCUUUCCACAAGUAUUAGGUAUAACAGACUUCAAGUGCCACGGUGACCUUGUCCUCAGUGCAGAGUUGGAUCCUAGAGUCACAACAGGGCUGAAUAUUAAGGUCUCUGCCUGAAUUAUGUGGAAACCUAGGAGCAGACUUGAGCCACCACUGCAGUGUCACCUGCUUCCAUUGCUCCUGUUCACCAGAUUAGGGUCUCGACAUGGCCAAAUCUAACAGGAAUUUAUCGAGGGCAAGCUGAAAGCCACCACGUCUGGAAAACAUGCCUGACAGCUCCUGGAAGUGGUUUUCCCUCUGGCUCCCCAGUGCUCUCCUGUUCGGCCCGGAUGGCUUUGUCCUUGUUUGGUGGGCCAGCCUCUUGUAGUUGAUGGUCAGCUCCCUAUGGCCAGGGUCCUAGGCUGAUUCCUAGUGCCCUGCAGUCCUGUCUUGGCCAGUUGUUCCACUUGCCACACAGCUGCCCGGCAGCUUGUUACUGCCACUGCUGUUACUGCAGAGGAACCCCACCACCAAGCACGCACCAGCAGGUUUCCUAAUGAAUGCGUAUGCCAACCCCUAAUGACUCCCAGGCCUACCCCUGGAGCUUGGGGCCCAGCAUGCAAGCCAGGGAAUGUGGAGUCUGAGAGCAGACCAAGAAAGGCUGGACUGUGAGGCAGGUGAGCUUACCCUUGGCUGCACUUUGGAAUCACCUGGUUCCCACUCAGAGGUUCUGUUAUGGUCUGGAGUGUGGCCAGGUGUCGGGGAUUUUAAAGCUCUCUGGAUAAUUCUAAUUAUGUGUAAAGUGAUUGAGAGCUCUUGAUAUGCAGGUAGUUGCCUUCUCUGAGCCCACUUUGUAGCUCAGCAUUUCUUUGUGUAAUUUCGGUUGUAUAUUAUCAGACUGAUGUGAACUCUCUGCUUUUAAUAACCUGGUUGUGUAUGAGUGUGAGUAACAUCAAGGUGAUGUUAAUUGUGUUUUUUGUCCUUGAUGGAAUUGUGUGAGCUGAGUUUGUACCCAGGAACACUAUGGUGAACUCUGAAUAUUAUAAGGGCUUAUUCAAGCAUUUAAGAUAUGAUGUGCAUAGAAAAUGGCCUGAGAAAUGGGCCAAGUUUCAUCCUCCAUCAUGACAACACUCCAUGUCAUACAUCGCUUUUGGUAUAUAGCAGUUUCUGUCAAAUAAAAAUGUUACGAUGUGUCCUAAUCCACCUUAUUCACUGGAUCUGGCACCGUGCGACUUCUGGCUCUUCCCCAAAGCCAAAACGACCGUGAAAGGAAAACGUUUUGAAUCAAUUCAGGACAUCGAGGCAGCAACAACAGUGCAACUAGACACUCACCAAAGAGGACUUCCAGAACUGCUUCAGAAAGUGGCAAGCACAAAGGCAUAAGUGUGUUUGAAGCGAGGGGGAGUGUUUUGAGGGGGAUUGAUGGCAAUGUGUCUUUCACUGUAAUACAUUUUAUUUAAACAUUCACCAUAUUUUUUUAUCACACCUUGUAUAUAUAAACUUUGUAAGUGAUAUGGCAGGACUUCUUAAUUUUUAUAGUUAAAACAACCAUAGGCUUUAUGUUAGAGACCUGUUGAUGCCUUUGGAGAUUUUUAAAUAGAUAACAAACCA